GGCUGAUAAAACACGUUAUCGGUAUCGGUGGCUCGUGCAAAAAUCCCUGAGUCGUCAACAUCAGGUCACACAUUCUGGUCGCAUUGCGUCAUUGUGUCGAUUGUUUCUCGCCCGGCUGCUCUCAAUGUCCUUCGUAUAUGGGUAGACAUACGUUACAGCUGAGAUGGAAGUGCUGCGUGCGCUGGUAGCAUUGAAAGAACACCUCGUAUCAAUCUGGAUCUAGGAUAGGAAAACGUUAUUUACUUGCAUCUGGACGCCAUAGGAGCAACAACCGCACAACCUGUCUGGAAUAUUCGUUUGUUCACAUUUCUGCCUGCAGCGCGACCUUGAACUUCACUCUCUUUGAGUCCAUCUGUCUGGCAGUUGCCCCUCCACGGCUGCCGCGAGACCUGCCAGCGUUGUGACUAGGGUCCACCCAUGACACUUCAUGCCCAACAUCCAACAUGCAAGACGUCUUGCCUAAGAUUAAGGUUGCAGACCCACUUGCCAGGGCGGCAACCCCCAUAGAAAGGCAAGAUACUGGCAAAUACACAACCAAAGGAGACGGACCGUUGACGAACGGAAAACUUAUCGCGAAGCUUCGUACUCCGACAACGCCUUCUACACCGCCGAACGAGACGCAAAAUGGCAACGGCAGUGAUCGGAUGGGAUCAUCGGAGGCCGCCAUAGAUCCUCUGUCGCAACAAAUCAUUCGAAGGACUACCACGUCGGUGGGCGCCCAGAGACUAUGGUCACACAAUGUAGAACCUCCGUUGAUACAAUCGCCAGCGUCACCCAAUGAAAGUCAUAUGGAUAAGAAGCACAGCGGGGAAACGUCGCGGGACAUCGGCUCAGCAUCCAAAGCAGACAAAAAGAAGGGCGCCUCAUUCCUUAGUCGCUUCAUCGGCAAUAACAAAAAGAAAGAUGUCCUCGAUGUUACAAGCGACAAUGGUGACGAGGCCGAAGACCUGCGCAAUGAGGGUAUGGACGCGCAAUUGUAUGUCAACAACCUUAGUUUCCACCCCAAAUAUCCGCAACCACCAGCAUACAUUAAGGUGCGGGCCAAGUUCAAGAAAGACAAGGAAUUCGACCGUGUCUUUUUGGCGCAAGAACUUCGAUCAGGAUCGGACAAGAAGAGUCCACCAGCUGCUGGGUCAAACUCGGUGCCCCAGUCUGGAUCAGCGGCUGCGCAUAAUCCUAUCUGGGCCGUGGAAUUUAGCAAGGACGGGAGGUAUCUAGCUGCUGGUGGACAAGACAGAGUUGUCAGGGUCUGGGCAGUUGUUUCAAGUCCUGAAGAACGCAAAUCACAGGAGAAAGACGAGAGCGAUCCACAUGAGGCUGAAAACGAACCUGGAUACCUCAGUGCGCCUGUCUUCCAACAGAAGCUUUUUCGUGAAUACCAUGGGCAUACAUCUACUAUCCUGGAUCUAAGUUGGAGUAAGAACAACUUUUUGCUAUCCUCGUCCAUGGACAAGACUGUACGGUUAUGGCAUGUCAGUCGUGAUGAGAACCUCUGCACGUUCAAACACUCAGAUUUUGUGCCAUCCAUCCAAUUUCAUCCCACGGAUGAUCGAUUCUUUCUUGCUGGCUCCUUGGAUACGAAGCUGCGACUUUGGAGUAUACCUGAUAAGAGCGUCGCGUUCGCUGUCACAGUACCGGAUAUGAUCACGGCCGUAUCCUUCACACCCGAUGGAAAAACCUGUAUAGCUGGAACGCUAAACGGUCUUUGUAUGUUUUACGACACCGAAGGGCUCAAGUGGCAGGCGCAACUCCACGCCAAAUCGACGCGGGGACAGAAUGCGAAAGGAAGCAAGAUCACUGGUAUCCAAGCGACACAUUGGCCUCCGGAUAGUGAGAGUAGCGAGGUCAAGCUGCUGAUUACGAGUAACGACUCCAGGAUCAGAGUCUACAACUUGAAAGACAAGAGUUUGGAGAUGAAGUUUCGGGGCCACGAGAACAACUGCAGUCAAAUCCGAGCUACAUUUGACGACAGCACUGGCCAUAUCAUCUGCGGAAGUGAAGAUCGAAAGGCAUACAUUUGGUCAACAGCAACGCCGGAAGGCGACAAGCGACAGCAGCGGCCGGUGGAGAUGUUCGAAGCUCACAACUCCAUCACAACGUGUACCGUCAUCGCCCCAGUUCAGACCAGACAACUGCUCAGCGCUUCCGAAGAUCCCAUAUACGAUCUAUGCAACCCCCCGCCAGUCACGCUAGUCUCGCGCGCAGAAUCUAUCAUCUCCUCCAAACCCACCACGGAAGCCGAAUCCGCACGCCCCACGUCAGCAGACACAACCCUCAAGAAGGUCCCCGUGAGCCCAGCCUACAUAGCACGCUCCGCCCACCCCGGCGGCACCAUCAUCGUCACAGCAGACUACACCGGCUCCCUCAAAGUCUUCAGACAAGACUGCGCAUACGCCAAGCGACUCCGCCUGAUCGACGCCCUAGAAACCUCCUCCUUAUUCUCCAAACGCGGCACGGGAGUCCGUUUCCACCCAGCCGCCCAACGACCGCAUCAUGAACUGGCGCCAGGGCAUAUCCCACGGCAGCAUCGACUCGAGCAAUAG
Molecule: messenger RNA, 2543 nt
Organism: Dothidotthia symphoricarpi CBS 119687
Lineage: Eukaryota; Fungi; Ascomycota; Dothideomycetes; Pleosporales; Dothidotthiaceae
Product: WD repeat-containing protein 44
Exons: 6
Coding region: 444-2543 (699 amino acids)
Molecular function (GO): protein binding
Source: RefSeq, a predicted model, not a curated record